AGUGGACAGAGAGGAUUCCGUGAAGGACUAUAAAGUUGCCUCCAUGUUUAGAGUUUGGUGCAACUUGAGGAAAACUUAGGCAAAAUCACUAGUAAUAUGAGCUUUCGGGGUCCGACGAUACUGGUGUUUUUGGGUUUCUUGAGUUGUGUUCAUGCUGAUCUGAAGCUGGGCUUCUAUGACGACAGUUGCCCCAAGGCAGAGAAGAUGAUCCUAGAUUUUGUGGAGGAGCACAUCCCAAAUGCACCAACGGUGGCAGCAUCUCUUCUUCGGAUGCACUUCCAUGAUUGCUUUGUGAGGGGUUGUGAUGGCUCUGUGCUCAUCAAUUCAACCAGCACCAACCAAGCUGAGAAGGCCGCGACUCCGAACCAAACACUCCGCGGGUUCGACUUCAUCGAUCGCCUGAAGAGCGUGGUGGAGGAAGAAUGCCCGGGGAUCGUUUCGUGUGCGGACAUUCUUGCGUUGGCGACGCGAGACGCGGUCGGAGUCAUUGGAGGCCCGAUUUGGAGAGUUCCGACUGGCCGUCGCGACGGGUUGAUAUCGAAUUUAACGGAAGCAUUAUCUGAGAUUCCAGCCCCCACAUCGAACCUUAGCUCUCUGCAGACUUCUUUUGCUAAUAAAGGGCUAAAUGCUGCAGACCUUGUUCUGCUCUCUGGAGCCCACACGAUCGGAGUUGCUCAUUGCGAAUCCUUCAGCGACCGGCUGUACAACUUCACCGGGAACGGCGAUCAAGAUCCUUCUCUGGACGGCUUCUACGCCACGAAUCUGAAGAAGAACAAGUGCAGAGACGCCACCGACGAGACCACGCUCGUGGAAAUGGAUCCUGGGAGUUUCAGAACGUUCGAUGUUGGAUACUACAGGAAUCUGCUGAAGCGAAGAGGGCUCUUCGAAUCCGACGCAGCUCUGACCACGGACGCCGCGGCCAAGGCAGCCAUCGUCGAUCUCGUCGACAGCCCUCCGCAGACAUUCUUCGCCGGGUUCGCGAUGUCCAUGGAGAAGAUGGGCAGCAUCGGAGUCAAGACGGGCUCUUCAGGUGAAAUCAGAAGGAACUGUGCGGUCAUAAACAGCUGAGAUUGGUGUUCUCGAGCAAUUUAUGCUGUGGGAUCUCAAAAAUAAAUGAACUGUUGCAGUGUGUUGUUCUUUGGGGAUCUAAGUAUUCGAUCUAACAAGCAUUAACAGGAUCUUUCCUUUGUUCUUAUCAUC
Messenger RNA from Musa acuminata subsp. malaccensis (wild Malaysian banana), 1200 nucleotides. Its product is annotated as peroxidase 39. Gene Ontology annotation, molecular function: heme binding; peroxidase activity. NCBI's taxonomy places the organism in Eukaryota, Viridiplantae, Streptophyta, Magnoliopsida, Zingiberales, Musaceae. Gene Ontology annotation, biological process: hydrogen peroxide catabolic process; response to oxidative stress. The record is from RefSeq and is a predicted model, not a curated record. Gene Ontology annotation, cellular component: plant-type cell wall; plasmodesma.